CACGCACCCAUUUAAAUAAGUUACAUACACUUUAAUAGACCUAAUACCACGCGACCAACGCAACAGCCUACGAGCUGGCUGCGCGUCCUUAACUACACUAUGGAGUCUAUCUCUCGAAUAUCUAAUCUCCUCGAGAGCGCUCGGGAGCUCACUCUCGAUGCGGCCCAAGCUGCUCGGAGCUCUCGUAGUACCACACGAUCCCUACCUACAGAACAAGUGAAGAAACUCCUAGAUAGCCGAAAUGAUCGUGAGGUUCUUGACGGAUUACGGCGAGUUAUUUCUAUGAUGUACCGCCAACAGAGGACGUUACCAUUCUUCUCUUCCGUUGUUAAGAAUGUCGCAUCACCAAAUAUCGAAAUCAAGAAACUCGUAUACAUAUACCUAAUACACCAUGCCGAGCAAGAACCCGAUAUGGCUCUCCUAUCCAUUAAUACCAUUCAAAAAUCAUUAUCCGAUUCGAACCCCCAAGUACGAGCGCUCGCACUACGAACGAUGUCUGGAAUCCGAGUCCCAGUUAUCAGUCAAAUUGUUUCGUUGGCUAUCAAAAAGGGUGUGGUCGAUAUGUCUCCUCACGUCCGAAAAGCUGCCGCUCUCGCUAUACCUAAAUGCUACCGCCUGGAACCGAGCACUUUACCACAAUUAUUAGAAUACCUGACGACCCUCCUAGGCGACAAGCAGUACUUCGUCGCGGGCGCUGCAGUCAGCGCAUAUAUGGAAAUAUGCCCAGACAAAGUGGAGUUGAUACAUAAACACUACAGGAGUCUUGUCAAAAAGAUUGUCGAUAUGGACGAAUGGAGUCAACUUGCGAUGUUAAGGAUGAUGUCUAUAUACGCGCGAAAAUGCUUUCCGAGACGGACGAAAAGCGCCAAGGCUAAAGACAAAUCAGCCGAUCUUCAAGAUUUCUACGGCGAAGGUGCAUCAGAUCCCGCAUCAGAAGGAGAACAAGUGGUCAUACUUGACCCGGAUCUUGUUCUGCUACUAAACGGGAUAAGACCACUUCUACAGAGCAGGAAUUCCGGGGUAGUAGUGGCUGUGGCACGCUGUUAUGCGGACAUCGGCACUCCCGAAUAUACGAAGGCAGCUGCUGGACCCUUAGUUGCUCUCCUAAGGGGAGCACAGGACAUCCAGCAGGUCGCUCUUUACAACAUAGUAUCCGUCUGUCUUUUACACCCGGAGACAUUCGUCAAGCACGCUUCUCACUUCCUCGUCCGCGCUACUGACACCGCCCCGGUAUGGGAACUGAAGCUUGAGGUACUUGCAUUAAUUUUCCCCCACAGUCCGCUACAGACGAAGAGCCUCAUUCUAAAUGAGCUCGAACACUUUUCCCGCGGGACGAAUAAGUCACUCGUUCGUGAGGCAGUACGGGCCAUUGGUCGCUGCGCGCAGGCAGAUCCAGCAACCGCACCACGGUGCAUGCGACUGUUGUUAGGGCAAAUAACGAGUCUCGACGGUACACUAGCGGCUGAAUCCCUAACCGUGAUCCGACACCUCAUUCAGCAGGAUCCCCAAGCGCACGUGGGCACCGUUGUGCGAUUAGCGAAGAACCUUGAUUCAGCAACAGAUCCACAGGCGCGCGCAACGAUCAUAUGGCUCGUCGGUGAAUUUUCUGGCUUGAAUGGAGAGGAUAAUAUCGCGGCCGAUGUAUUACGCAUACUAUUAAAGGAAUUUGCGGAUGAGUCUGAGAUCGCCAAGAGGCAGAUUGUCCUUCUCGCUGCUAAGGUCUAUUUGCAUCACAUCAACCGGACAACCGAGGAGACGCAGAAAUUGGGGGAGGAAAGCCAAGAUCAACCUCCCCCGAAUUCGGAAGACCAUCCUAUAGCCCGUCUAUGGAAUUAUGUCAUUCUACUCGUCCGCUACGAUACGUCAUACGACCUACGAGAUCGUACGCGGUUGUACAAAGCGUUAUUAAGUGUGCCCCAACUCGCUACCUUAACACUACUCGCACCAAAACCUGCACCUCAAGCGCCGAGCCCGUCGGAAACGCGGAAAGGGCUAGCACUAGGCUCCUCAGCUCUAGUGCUUUCUGCUGGUGGAGGUAUGGGCGUACAUGGCCUUCGCGGGUAUGAGCCGCUCCCAGAUUGGGUGGCAGAGGGCGCUGAGCCAGACCCGAAAUUGCGCAACCAGGACGGAGUCCGAAAUGAGUACGGUGAGGAGAAGCGAACCAUACCCGCGGCACGUAUUCUAGGGGAUGCUACGCCGUCAUCACAAGGAAGUAGGAGCAAUGGGUUAUCUUCCUCGGCAGCGGCUGGCACAGGGGCCAAGACUUUGGAUGAUUGGCUUGCUGAAGAUGAGGAAGGGGAAGAGGAGAGCGAAGAGGAAGAAGAAUUAGAAGAGGAGUCCGAAGAGGAAGAAGAGGACGAUGAAGAUGACAGUGACCAAGAGUCAGAUGAUGAGAAAGCUGAGCUAGAGGGAUUUUUGAAUCGUUAAUCCCAAGCCAUUGUUAGGAGUUUUCCUUUCUAAUUUUUGCAUACUGUGCGAAGGCAUGCUGAAGUUAGAAUUGUACCGGGACAGGUGCAUUGGGAUCUACUGCAUAUCUACAUGGAAUCGGCUAUUAGAAGCAUCGCUAUCUAGAGCUUUUGUUUCUUGCUAUCUUGCUAUGUCUAUCUAGGUAAAAAGCGAGGUUAGAAAUGAUCGAUAAUUGAAAAAAUUACCAACAUGCGAGAUGUCAUCGAAGAAAUAAUUGUGAGGCCAUAAUUGAGGCUUGUGCAUCCUAUUUCCAUGGGAAUAUAGGCUGUUUAAAGCAAGGAUAACUCAUUCAUCUAUCAAUGGGGGGUACUCAAGUCUAUGAUCGUAAACAUCGCUAUAGCAUCUAUGUAUAUAUGUCUACCAGGCAAUAUCUUAUAGAGAAGUAAAGCAAAUAUAAACCGCUAGUCCAAUGCUAAUUCUUGACCUGCUCAAAAGAAAAGCUCUCAACACAAGGAUCUAAUGAAAUUCUAUACGCUCAGAGCCUCCGUCUUCCGCUCUGUCUGUCCAGCCUCAUCGCCCGAUACGAUAGGCUCGUCGGAGUUCG
Molecule: messenger RNA, 3010 nt
Organism: Hypoxylon trugodes
Lineage: Eukaryota; Fungi; Ascomycota; Sordariomycetes; Xylariales; Hypoxylaceae
Product: ARM repeat-containing protein
Exons: 3
Coding region: 100-2427 (775 amino acids)
Biological process (GO): intracellular protein transport; vesicle-mediated transport
Cellular component (GO): membrane coat
Molecular function (GO): clathrin binding
Source: RefSeq, a predicted model, not a curated record